AUGGCUGCAGAUGGACAGAAUGAAGACGACCUGAAGGCCGAGACCGGAGGAAUGGCACGGUCGGCCAAAAAGGUCAAGGAGAAAAACGCGGAUCAAGUUGAGAAGGGAAAUGACGAAGUCAGUCAAAAGGUCACCGAAGGAGGUGGCGCCGUCAGCAGCGAUAUGCUGAUUGACGAAGAAAAGGUCAAACAGGAUGACCUUUCGGAUAACUCACUGUUCCUACAAGAACAGCUGGAAGAGAAUGGUACCACUCCCGUGUCGAGCGAAAAGGUCUACACUGACGAUGAAGAUGAAACGACGAUACGGACGUCUUUCCAUACGGCAAUGAAAGAGGCCAACUUAACGAAAGGGAUGUUUGAAACGACCUUCCAGGACAAACUAGAAGAGACCUUCGAAGGAACGGCGUCAGAAAGAGCCGACGACCGGGAACAAAGGUCACCAUCACCAAAAACGUCUGUAAUGAGCGGAUUAAAGCAGCGUGUCAAGGAACUAGAACAACUCCUCGAUGAAAAGGAAGCGCAAGCUUUCGCUGCGAUCCGGGACCAACGCAAUAAAACCUUUGAAGUCGAAGCCAGAUUGAGCGUGAUGGAACAAGAAAAGGUCACGUUCGAGGACGAAGCGCAACCAUGGAAAGUCAGAUUUGAAGGUCAGAAAAAAGCUGCGGAAGAUCUUAGGAAAAUGGUCGAAGAUCGAGACGCGGAAGGUAUACUCACCGCAGAAGACUACGGUCUGUCCGAGGAAGCAGCCGAAAGGUCACGGGAGAUAGCGGAAUUGAAAAAAGAGCGUGACCUUUUACAGUUAAAGGUCAAAGAAGCGGAGAAGAAGCGUGACGAAUCCCUGUCAAAUGCGACAAAGUUCACAGGAAAGGUAGCUAGUCUGACAGCGGACAUCUCAAAACUGAAGGAUGACCUCAAAUCACGCGAGGAAAAUAUCAAAACACUUCAAAUGGAUUUGCAAGACAAGACAAAGAAACAACACAAAGCAGAGAGCCAGAGAGAUCAAGCAGCGAAGGAACUGCUUGAACUGGCUGAAAAAACAAAAACUGAAUUUAAGCGACUCAAUGAUGAAGCUGAGAACCAAAAGAAAGAAGCAAAGAAGUGGCUGAAAGAAGCACAACGGUGUGACGAACGGGUCACUGUGCUAGAGGUCGCAUAUAAAGAAGGGCAAAAGGAAAACGAGAAACAAAAAGCAGAGAUCACAAAACUCAGCGAUGAACUCGUAGAAUUGGCCACUAUAGUUAUGGAAAAGGAUGAUAAAAUCAAGGAGCUUGAAACAGUCAAAGAGGAGUGCGAAGCGAGAGGAAGGACCCUCGCGCACAGAGCGGAUCGUAUCACAUGCCUGGAAGCAGAAGCUGAGAUCCUAAAUGCAGCGAAAAUGGAUCUCGAUAAGACCCUUGAUAACCGGGCAAGCACAAUCCUCGAACAGAUGAGAAUGGUCACCGAAGCAAACAAGGAUUAUGAGAAGUUGAGAAAAGACGCUAAUGAAUUCCUGAAAGAAUUCCGACAGAUCGAAUCACAGAAUAAGACGCUUCAAGAGGAAAUUAAAGCGCUUAAAAAUUCAGCAAAGGCAAAAGAAGAAGAAAUGACUCAACGGAGCCCUAAGGGACCGAAACGGAUAGAGUCGCCGCCACCGGGAUACGGUGAAGUUCACACCGUCGAAGGCAGCUUCCACUUCCAAGCUCCCUUAAAGACAGGGACCGGCCGAAGUGACGGCCAGGACGAAGGAAAGGUCAAAGCUGAAAAGGUCAUCGACAAUACUGAUUUGGCGAAGGGGCACUCAGGAGGGAUCGGCGGAAUCAAUCCUCGACAACAAGAACAAACACCGAAUGAAACUAUCGUCUAUAAGUCAGACCACCAGCCGGAUAAUCGUGAAGAUCCACGAGUUCGCCAAAACGAGCAGGAAAAGGUAGCUCGUGAAGAGGAGAGGCGAGAAAGAGAAUACCGCGCGGAAUACCACGCUGAAGCACAGCGACUCCGUCGCGAAGAACGGGAAUUCAGAGGGAUCAUGAGAGCCAUGUCCCGGAAAUCCGCGCUGAUUGACUAUAACGGCAACCGAGAAGCUUUACUUGGUUGGAUCCGUCAGGUCAAGGAGACUCAGAAGGCGUAUGACCUUUCGAAUGCAGCUAUGAUGCUGGAAGUCGCCAACGCAGUCAAAGGGGACGCGAAGGCAUGA
Messenger RNA from Paramacrobiotus metropolitanus, 2172 nucleotides. Its product is annotated as rootletin-like. Bases 1 to 2172 code for a protein of 723 amino acids. Lineage: Eukaryota; Metazoa; Tardigrada; Eutardigrada; Parachela; Macrobiotidae. The transcript has a single exon. The record is from RefSeq and is a predicted model, not a curated record.